This is a messenger RNA of Chrysochloris asiatica (Cape golden mole), 1951 nucleotides long. It is a transcript of the gene CCT7, whose product is annotated as chaperonin containing TCP1, subunit 7 (eta). Gene Ontology annotation, molecular function: ATP-dependent protein folding chaperone; ATP binding; ATP hydrolysis activity. The record is from RefSeq and is a predicted model, not a curated record. The transcript is spliced from 12 exons. Gene Ontology annotation, biological process: protein folding. Gene Ontology annotation, cellular component: chaperonin-containing T-complex. NCBI's taxonomy places the organism in Eukaryota, Metazoa, Chordata, Mammalia, Afrosoricida, Chrysochloridae. The coding region runs from base 157 to 1788 and encodes 543 amino acids.
AUAGAGUAGGGGAAGUGGCUCCUCCCUUUCCUCUCCGGCACAACAGCUGGGCGAACCUUCUCGGGAUUUCUCUGGCGCGGGGGAUUGUGGGGUUGCUGGGCGGCCCGAACCCGAAGAAGAGAGGAGGAGGAGCGGUCCGCUAAAUAAGCUUUCAAAAUGAUGCCCACACCAGUUAUCCUGCUGAAAGAGGGGACUGACAGCUCCCAAGGCAUCCCCCAGCUUGUAAGUAACAUCAGUGCCUGCCAAGUGAUUGCUGAGGCUGUGAGAACCACCCUGGGCCCCCGUGGCAUGGACAAGCUCAUUGUGGAUGGCCGAGGUAAAGCAACAAUUUCUAAUGAUGGAGCCACAAUUCUGAAGCUCCUUGAUGUUGUCCAUCCUGCAGCAAAGACCUUAGUGGACAUUGCCAAGUCCCAGGAUGCUGAGGUGGGCGAUGGCACUACCUCAGUGACCCUACUGGCUGCGGAGUUUCUCAAGCAGGUGAAAUCAUAUGUGGAGGAAGGUUUGCACCCCCAGAUCAUCAUCCGAGCUUUCCGCACCGCCACUCAGUUGGCAGUUAACAAGAUCAAAGAGAUCGCUGUGACUGUGAAGAGGGAAGACAAAGUGGAGCAGAGGAAGCUGCUGGAGAAGUGUGCUAUGACCGCCCUGAGCUCCAAACUGAUCUCGCAGCAGAAAGCCUUUUUUGCGAAGAUGGUGGUUGAUGCGGUGAUGAUGCUCGAUGAUUUGCUGCAGCUUAAAAUGAUUGGGAUCAAGAAAGUGCAGGGUGGAGCCCUAGAGGAGUCUCAACUGGUAGCUGGUGUUGCAUUCAAGAAGACUUUCUCUUAUGCUGGGUUUGAAAUGCAGCCCAAAAAGUACAGUAAUCCCAUGAUUGCUCUUUUAAAUGUUGAACUCGAGCUGAAGGCUGAGAAAGAUAAUGCUGAAGUCAGAGUCCACACCGUGGAGGAUUAUCAGGCAAUUGUUGAUGCUGAGUGGAACAUUCUCUAUGACAAGUUAGAGAAGAUUCAUCAUUCUGGAGCCAAAGUCAUCUUGUCCAAACUCCCCAUUGGAGAUGUGGCCACCCAGUACUUUGCUGACAGGGACAUGUUCUGUGCUGGCCGAGUGCCUGAAGAGGAUCUGAAGAGGACGAUGAUGGCGUGUGGAGGCUCAAUCCAGACCAGUGUGAAUGCUCUGUCAGAAGAUGUGCUUGGUCACUGCCAGGUCUUUGAGGAGACCCAGAUUGGAGGCGAGAGGUACAAUUUCUUCACUGGCUGCCCCAAGGCUAAGACUUGCACAGUCAUCCUCCGUGGCGGUGCCGAACAGUUUAUGGAGGAGACGGAGCGAUCUCUGCAUGAUGCUAUCAUGAUUGUCAGGCGGGCUAUCAAGAACGAUUCAGUGGUGGCUGGUGGUGGUGCCAUCGAGAUGGAACUCUCCAGAUACCUGCGGGAUUACUCAAGGACCAUCCCAGGGAAGCAGCAGCUGCUGAUCGGGGCCUACGCCAAAGCUUUGGAGAUUAUCCCACGCCAGCUGUGUGACAAUGCUGGCUUUGAUGCCACAAACAUCCUCAACAAGCUGCGGGCUCGGCAUGCCCAGGGGGGCACAUGGUAUGGGGUAGACAUCAACAACGAGGACAUUGCUGACAACUUUGAGGCCUUUGUGUGGGAGCCGGCUAUGGUGCGGAUCAAUGCUCUAACGGCAGCCUCUGAAGCUGCAUGUCUCAUCGUGUCUGUAGAUGAAACUAUCAAGAACCCCCGCUCAACUGUGGACGCUCCUCCAGCAGGGGGCCGGGGCCGUGGCCGUGGCCGCCCGCACUGAGAGACGCUCCAUUCACCGUACGACGGCCAACUGAAUGGUGUGUGUGCAUUACUCUCCUGGUCUUGGUCAUUGCUGUUACAAGGAAGGGGUAGUAAAUGGUCCACCGUGUUUUCCCUGGCGAGUAUUUAAAUAAAGCUUAAGACUUAGACUUAUAUUUGCAAAU